Mytilinidion resinicola is the source of this 591-nucleotide messenger RNA. RefSeq lists its product as uncharacterized. The coding region runs from base 1 to 591 and encodes 196 amino acids. The transcript has 2 exons. NCBI's taxonomy places the organism in Eukaryota, Fungi, Ascomycota, Dothideomycetes, Mytilinidiales, Mytilinidiaceae. The record is from RefSeq and is a predicted model, not a curated record.
AUGGCUUCUCUGCUCAGCGUCCUGCCCACUCUCUUGCAAAUCCGCCGCGGCAGGAGUAUCACUUACCUCCCGGCCGAAUGGUGCCAUAUUGAGUACGCAACAGAACCGUGCCUAGCAACGGUUGAGGUCGUACUGUGCGCGUGUUUGAGCUGUGGAGUGCAACAAGGCGACUCGGAGCAGGUAGUCCACAUUCCUCUCUCGGCCGUUGCCCAAGCCACUGUUUCAGGUGGGCUGGAGGCUGCUAUCGCGAUGUUGAAACACGGAGCAAUUGUCGCUAUGGGAGAUCGAGUGCAGACCAAGCGGCCCCUGGACGACUACCACAAUCCCGAUCGACGCCCUCGAAACGUUCUCUGGCCCUUGAGGCCGAUGAACCCCGUUGUGUCAUUUGCACGCUCAUCCGCGAUCUGGAGAUCCCGAGUCCCCAUCCACGGACUACGCGACUUCCGGGUGCUAGGCCGAGAUAGCUCAGAGGGACACAAGCAGCGCAGUCCCCAGCUCGCCAUCAAGCGGGCCACGCGAACGCGUCCAGAGACGGGCAAGAGCAUGUAUACGACCUGGUACCUGGUAGCUCUGGGCCUAGUAGCUGCGUAG